CAUGAAUCUAUCGUUUCUACAUGUUUUGUGCAGCUUCUUGACCAACACUGUCGUUAUAUCAUUGUUUUGGCUGUUUCUUAAAAUGUUGCGACAAUUUAUAAUAUCUACAGUAGGCCGUCGCCAGCCACUACUUAUGAUCUCGCAAAGUCGACUCGCUAGCAAUUUGGAUAAAACUGAGUACACGACACCAGGGGAAAUUGUGGACUUCGAUGAUCCUCCGCAUUUGCCAGUUCCGGAAUAUCCUGUCCGUCCGGAUGAGCCACUGGAGGCUCGCAAGCAGCGCCUUUUGUAUCAGAGCCGAAAACGCGGAAUGCUGGAAAACGAUCUCUUGCUGAGCACUUUUGUGGCUAAGCAUUUGAAGGACUUUAAUGCGGAACAGACAGCCGAGUACGAUCAGUUAAUAAAUGGAGUCAGCAAUGAUUGGGAUAUAUUUUACUGGGCCACCGACACCAAGCCCACGCCCCCUCAAUUCGAUACAGAAAUAAUGCGUCUGCUAAAGGAGCACGUCAAAAACCAUGAAAAAGUUCAAAGGAUUAGACAGCCGGACUUGUAAACUUUAUAAACUAAAUUACAUAUAAGCUUAAAAAUGAAUGUAUUAAAAAAUGGGUUAUUUUCUUCCCGAACCUUUAAUUUUCCUAUUGAUUGAACAUGCAUUUUACCUAAGCAGAACAUACUGGUAUUUCAAAACGAUCAGAUUUAUGGAAUAAUAAAUAUUACUGUUGCAAGUAAUAGUGUAAUUUAAA
This is a messenger RNA of Drosophila santomea, 743 nucleotides long. RefSeq names its product succinate dehydrogenase assembly factor 2-B, mitochondrial. Gene Ontology annotation, biological process: mitochondrial respiratory chain complex II assembly; tricarboxylic acid cycle; protein-FAD linkage. Bases 2 to 553 code for a protein of 183 amino acids. Gene Ontology annotation, cellular component: mitochondrion. The transcript is spliced from 3 exons. NCBI's taxonomy places the organism in Eukaryota, Metazoa, Arthropoda, Insecta, Diptera, Drosophilidae. The record is from RefSeq and is a predicted model, not a curated record.